Molecule: messenger RNA, 2045 nt
Organism: Jaculus jaculus (lesser Egyptian jerboa)
Lineage: Eukaryota; Metazoa; Chordata; Mammalia; Rodentia; Dipodidae
Product: histone H1.0
Exons: 1
Coding region: 251-835 (194 amino acids)
Biological process (GO): nucleosome assembly; negative regulation of DNA recombination; chromosome condensation
Cellular component (GO): nucleosome; nucleus
Molecular function (GO): structural constituent of chromatin; nucleosomal DNA binding; double-stranded DNA binding
Source: RefSeq, a predicted model, not a curated record
GAGCGGCGGGGGCUGGACCGCGCAGAGCCAGCAGCCGGGCCAGGCCGGGCGAGCCCUCCCGCGACCCGUGCCAGGAGCAAAGGUAGCGACGCCUCGCCAGCAUCCCAGACAGCCGCGCUCCAGCCGGGCCUGGUAGCCGGGCGAGAGAGAGAGAGAGAGCCCAGCUCGAGUCCAGCUUCUAUCUGCACAGCCUCGGGCGAGGGUUGGUCCUUUGCAGAGCUCCCUCUCCGGCAGGAGCAAGCGGGCCACCAUGACCGAGAACUCCACGUCCACUCCUGCGGCGAAGCCCAAGCGGGCCAAGGCCUCCAGGAAGUCCACAGACCACCCCAAGUAUUCGGACAUGAUCGUGGCUGCCAUCCAGGCCGAGAAGAACCGCGCCGGCUCCUCGCGCCAAUCCAUCCAGAAGUAUAUCAAGAGUCACUACAAGGUGGGUGAGAACGCCGACUCCCAGAUCAAGUUGUCCAUCAAGCGCCUGGUGACCACCGGCGUCCUCAAGCAAACCAAAGGGGUGGGCGCCUCGGGGUCUUUCCGGCUGGCCAAGGGUGAUGAGCCCAAGAGGUCGGUGGCUUUCAAGAAGACGAAGAAGGAAGUCAAGAAAGUGGCCACGCCAAAGAAGGCAGCGAAGCCCAAGAAAGCUGCCGCCAAAGCCCCCAGCAAGAAACCCAAAGCCACCCCAGCCAAGAAGGCUAAAAAGAAGCCGGCUGCCGCGCCCAAGAAAGCCAAAAAGCCCAAGGUUGUCAAAGCCAAGCCAGUCAAGGCAUCCAAGCCCAAGAAAGCCAAAUCCGGAAAGCCCAAAGCCAAGUCCAGUGCCAAGAGGGCCGGCAAGAAGAAGUGACAAAAAAGCCUCUUGAUAUGUGGACACUCCUCCUUGUUUCUGUAAAUACUUUUCUCUAUCUCACCUGCAGCCCUUCGCCCAUUCUCUUCUGACUUUGUAAAGACAGUCCGGACUCUUCAGACAUUGUGGAACAAUUCCUUUUUCCUUGAUAAUUGUGCAAGGACAGCAAAGACCCUUCUCUCUAAUCAUGAGGAUGUACUUCUGUCUCGCUUUGUUUUGCAUUUAACCUUCCAUAUGGGGUUAGGGAAUUGGGGUGGGGGGUGGCUGUGUGUUUUAUUGGGUGGUUUGUUUACUAGGAAGGUUGCUAGAAUUGGCAAGGCAGUUGGUUCUGGCUAGGUGAGGGAGCCCGGGAAAAUGAAGUUUACGGGAGGAUCUUUGAAGGCUUAAGUCGGGACAUCCUUGGGGAAGUCUCAGAAUCUCUGGACAAUAAAGGGUGGUAUUGCCCGGUGCUCAAGAAGGAAGAUGGAAAACCCUCCCUGCGGUGUUUGGGACCCAGGUUCUUUUUCGCUUGUCAGUACCUCCCUAUUGUCUUGAAGGGGAAGGACGUCCAAGUGACAGCUGGUUAGAGAAGCAAUAGCUUCUCCCAGUCAGGAUCUAGCCAUUGGUGGUGGGGGGCGGGGGGUGGAUCUUUGUGGCUUCAGUCUCUUGUUAAAUGAGAGUGGAAACUUUUGGGGGAAGGGUGGGGAGUCAGUCCGCCAAGUGCCUCAGUGUGCCCUAUUGAAACUUGGGUUUUUCCACACAAUUGGUGGAUUGUGUGUGCCCCUGGAGGACUCUGUUCUUCAUUUAUUUCCCCCUCCUGUAGAAGAUGUGGCUUUGCUCAGGCUGGUGCGGCUUCGGUUCCACCAGCUGCCACUUAAAAAAAAUAAAUAAGCCCUCCCAACCUCUUUACUUUUGACUCUCUCCUAGGUAGUAGUAGAGGUGGGGGAGGGGCAGGGAGUGGACUAAGACAUACCGCAGUUGAAUUUGCUAGUUAGCUUUAGGGAACUAGGUCUGUGUGCAUGUGUGUAUAUGUAUAUAAGCGUGUCUAGGGCUAGUACUUAUGUCUCACAUCGGGAGCUGGGAGAAAAAAACCUGUACAGUUGUCUUUCCCUUUAAUAAGAUAGGAAACUCGCGCGCGAAUGCCCCUCCCCCCUUUUUAAACAAGUGUUAUCUGUGCCGGGAAAAAUUUGCUGUGGCUGUAAUUUUAAAACUUUAAAAUAAAAUUGGAAAA